Vicia villosa (hairy vetch) is the source of this 1281-nucleotide messenger RNA. Its product is annotated as protein sym-1-like. Lineage: Eukaryota; Viridiplantae; Streptophyta; Magnoliopsida; Fabales; Fabaceae. Gene Ontology annotation, cellular component: membrane; cytoplasm. Bases 47 to 844 code for a protein of 265 amino acids. The transcript has 8 exons. The record is from RefSeq and is a predicted model, not a curated record.
GUUAAAAAAAAAAAAAAACACAUCGUAAAACCCUCAGAAACCAAAAAUGAUGUCCGGUGCAUGUUGUGCACUAACCCGCACCCCCUUUCUGUCACUCCCCUCCGUAUCCGUUUUCCCUCAACCCACUCCCCUUCAAUUUCAACCACUCUCUUACCGCUCUCCACCUCUCUUCUCUCACUUGCGCCUCCGUCAUCCUCGCCUCUCCGCCCUCUCCAACGAUGGUUCCGGCGGAACUGGUGGAGCUUCCGGUAAUGGCGGCUCUGGAGGCUGGAAUUCUGGUGGCAAUGAAUCCGAAGACGAAGGGGGGAAUCGGUCAUUCUUGUCAUGGUACUUGGCUCUUCUCGCAAAGUAUCCUGUUCCUGUUAAGGCUUUAACAUCUGCAAUUUUGACACUAAUUGGAGAUUUGAUUUGCCAGCUUGUGAUAGAUAAAGUAGAGACACCGGACUGGAAGAGGACAUUCCUCUUUACGCUACUCGGUAUCGUGUUAGUUGGUCCAACACUGCAUUUCUGGUACUUGUAUCUGAGUAAAUUGGUUACACUUCCUGGAACAUCAGGUGCACUUUUGCGGCUUGUACUUGAUCAGUUCUUAUUUUCUCCCAUGUUCAUCGGAGUUUUCUUAGCUACAUUGGUGACGCUAGAGGGAAGACCAUCACAAGCUGUACCCAAGCUUAAACAGGAGUGGUUUUCUGCUGUUAUAGCAAACUGGCAAUUAUGGAUACCUUUUCAAUUUCUCAACUUUAGAUUUGUUCCGCAGCAAUUUCAGGUCCUUGCUGCUAAUGUUGUUGCUUUGGCGUGGAAUGUUAUUCUCUCAUUUAAAGCACACAAAGAAGUGCUUCCAAAAUAGGCUAGGAACUUGGGAGUAGUUGCAGGAGCUGUAUUGUUAUGCUAAUUUAGGUGAACAUGAAAACUAGGUGUUUUAUAAACUUGCAUGUAGACUCGAGCGCUGGAAUUUAGAAACUAGAUUUAGUUCUCUUUCUCUUGCUCACAUUAAGAGUGAGGUAAUUGUCUUUCCCAUUCUCUUGCUUGAUGUGUGUUGCUUAAUCCUGAGGGGGUGCGGAUAGGAGAAAAUCUUUCCCUUUUGAUUCCUUUGUUUCUUGCUGAUCUGGGCUAUGUCGGGCCUGAUAUCUUUUUUUUUUCUUCCCUUCUUUUCUAUGACUUCAGUUUUUAUUUUAUAAAAAAGAGAUUGAGAUGACUUUAUUUUCUGAAGGGAAAUGAACAUUUUAGAUACUCUAAUUUCAUGAUUUCAUGAACAAGAAGGCUCCGUGAUUUUGUUAUACCCAC